Molecule: messenger RNA, 3037 nt
Organism: Astyanax mexicanus (Mexican tetra)
Lineage: Eukaryota; Metazoa; Chordata; Actinopteri; Characiformes; Acestrorhamphidae
Gene: gtf3c3
Product: general transcription factor IIIC, polypeptide 3
Exons: 18
Coding region: 106-2853 (915 amino acids)
Biological process (GO): transcription by RNA polymerase III
Cellular component (GO): transcription factor TFIIIC complex
Molecular function (GO): protein binding
Source: RefSeq, a predicted model, not a curated record
UGGAUUUGACGGAGUAUCUACGGAGUCACAAUGCUGCGAAGCAUGUCUGUUUAAAGCAGCGAUAAUAAUAACAUAAAUCUAUCUGUUUAUUUAGAUAUUAAUUUAAUGAUGUCGGAGUCCAGCCCUGAACUGAACGAUUACCUGGAGGGGAAGAUCUCCUUCGAGGAGUUUGAGAGACGGAGAGAAGAAAGAAAAGCGAAGAUAAAGGAGGAAGCAGAUGAUGGCUCGGAUGAGAAUGAGGCUGUUGAGCAGGAUGAUGCCAUUCCGAGCACUUCCAAACAGAUCCCCAGAGUAGCUUGGAAACAUCAGACAGGCAGCACAGAGGAGGGAGUAAGCCUGUCUGUUCAAAAGGCCUUUGCCUCCAUGCUUGGGGAGGGUCUGGAGGAGAUGGAGGAUGAAGGCAUGGACGAGGGUGAGGACGACGGGGAGUGGAGAGAUAUUGGUGAGGACGAUGGUGAGGACUAUGAUGGUGGCGACUGCGGCAGUGAAGUCACGCCGGGGGAUGUGUUUGCCCUGGAGAUGGAGCUCAACCGGGAGAACAAGAAGAUGAUGAGGGAAAGACGUCCCCGUAGUAAGCUUCCUCGCGCCCUCAGAGGGUUAAUGGGAGAGGCCAACAUCCGCUACGCCCGAGGAGACAAAGAAGAUGCCAUCCUGAUGUGCAUGGAGAUCAUUCGUCAGGCUCCCCUGGCGUACGAGCCCUUCUCCACCCUGGCGAUGAUCUACGAGGAUCAGGGUGACAUGGAGAAGGCACUGCAGUUUGGGCUGAUCGCAGCACAUCUGAACCCCAGCGACUGCGAGGAGUGGGUCAAGCUGGCUGACAUGUCCCUGGAGCAGGACAACAUCAAGCAGGCCAUCAUCUGCUACACUAAAGCAAUUAAAUAUAACCAAAGUAAUGUGCGCUAUCUGUGGGAGCGCUCCAGUCUCUACGAGCAGGUGGGAGAACACAAGCAGGCCAUGGACGGCUACCGCAGAAUCCUCAGCCUGCUGCCCCCUACUGAUGGAGAGCACUUCAUGCAGCUGUCUCGUGACAUGGCCAAGAGUUACUAUGAGAGCAACGAGUUGGCUUCGGCUAUUGGUGUGAUGGAGGAGGCUCUGGAACGACACCCCGAGCUGGUUAGCCACGAGUGUGUUAACAUGGCAGCUGAACUCUACAUCGCCAACCACCAGUACGUCAAAGCCUUAGAGGACUUGAUCAGGUUUUGUAACAUCACACUGGUGAGAGAACCAACCAAGCAGGAGCCCAAGGAACAGACGGCCAUGGGAACUGAGGGUGAGGAAGAACAAAAGGAGGAGAAGAAAGAGGACACAGAAGAAACAAGAGGAGAGGUUUUGGAGGUUGUGGUUCCUGAAGAUGUUCCAGUAGACAUCAGGGUGAAGCUUAUGGUCUGCCUGAUCCACCAGCAUGUCCUCAAGCCUCUAGAUCCCAUGCUGACAUCUCUGAUGGAGCAAAGCCCGGAGGAGAUGGGUGACCUGUACCUGGACGUAGCGGAGGCCUUCAUGGAUGAGGGCGAAUACAACUCGGCCCUGCCCCUGCUGUCUGCCCUGGUCUGCUCGGAGAGAUACAACCUGGCUGUGGUGUGGCUUCGUCACGCAGAGUGUCUGAAGGCCCUGGGGCAUUUAGAGGUGGCUGUGAACAGCUACAGUAAGGUGGUGGAGAUGGCCCCGCUGCAUCUGGAGGCACGUCUGGCUCUGUCCACCCUGCAGCAGCAGCUGGGCAGACCCAACUGCGCCCUGCAGGCGUUGGAGCCCAUGUACGAUGCCGACACUCUGGCCCAGGACCCCUCAGCUGCGCAGCAGGAGCUGAAGUUGCUGCUGCACCGCUCCACUCUGCUCCGAUGUCAGGGCAGAACAGUGGACUACAUAGACGCUCUGCUCACCAUGCUCUCCAUGCUGCUUAAGGUGGCGAUGGUGAGAGCUCAGGUGUGUCUGAUAGCCAGCACCUCGUCCGGCACCAGACACCUGCGUCUGAUCAAAGUGUCCCGCAACAAGCUGUCUGAAAUUGAGGACCAGGAGGCAGCUUACUUAGACGUUACAGGUAAGACCAGCGUACUGUCUCGGGAGGACUGGUGGAGGCUGCUGCUGGAGUGUCUGGAAGCACUGUGUGAAGAGAAGCGCUUCACAGAGGCCGAGCUUCUGGUCGACUCCUCGCUGGAAUUCUACUCCUUCUAUGACGACCGGGUCAAGCGAAAGGAGCUGGAGUAUCUGGGCUUGUCUGCCGCAUUCCUGGAUCGCAACUUCCGCAAAGCAUAUGACUACAUAAGGUUGAUGCUGAUGAACAGCGUGGAGCGGGAUCAAUUGUGGAACGUCUUCAAUCAGGUGACACUGCAGUCGCAGGAUGUCAGGCACCACCGCUUCUGCUUGCGUCUCAUGCUGAAAAAUCCUGAGAAUCAUGCGCUCUGCCUCCUCAACGGACACACCUCACUGGUGUCUGGAACGUUCAAGCACGCCCUUGGUCAGUAUAUGCAGGCCUUCAAGAAUCAGCCAUGUAACCCUCUGCACAGCCUGUGCGUGGGCCUCACCUUCUUCCACAUGGCCUCACAGAAGUUCGUUGUAAAAAGACAUCCACUAGUACUGCAGGGAUUCUCGUUCUUGUGGCGCUAUGUGGACCUCCGAGGGCACUGUCAAGAGAGCUUGUACAAUGUGGGUCGGGCUCUGCACCAGCUGGGCCUAACUCACCUGGCCAUUCACUACUACCAGAAAGCCCUCAGCUUCCCUCCACUCAAACUUGAGGGAACUGAUGAAGAUCAAGUGGACUUGCGCAGAGAGAUCGCCUACAACCUUUCACUCAUAUGCCAUGCUAGCGGCAACAAGGAGAUGGCUCGCUACUAUAUUUACACAUACUGCACUGUCUGAAGUGUGUGUGUGUGUGUGUUUGUGUGUGUGUAUGUGUCUUUUGAAAGGGGUGUUCACGAGAAAAUGUGUUUCCAUAACUGAUUAGACACAAAGCAAUGUAAUAUAUCUGUAAUAUACAUAUGUAUAAAAUGUCAUUUCUACUGAUGUUUUUCAAUAAAGCAAUAAAGCUAUUUAUUAUUGUUAA